AUGUCUCUGUCAGCCUUCCCCAUCCCCUACGUAGGGGCUUCAGCGAUCUUGCUCCUAUCAAUCCCUCAUGUUCGUCAGCUUGUCACGGACGGUGGAAGCAAGAAACAAUUCAGAUUACUCGAGUCGAGCAACGAUGAUGAGUCUAUUACCGCCGGCAAGUCGCCACAAUCAGUCUGGCAGCGCGUCAUUCUAGUUGUGGUGGCAGCAGCAGCCACCAUCGCGGCACUCUGGUCAUGCUUCAGCAUACAACCAGUACUUGGGCCUAGUAUCCUUCGGCUCGCUACUUGGAUCAUGAUUCUAGUCCAAGAAUUAGUCCUCAUAAGCCGCUACUACAGCGCCUUGGCUAGUCUGGCUAUAGGCAUAUGUAUAGCCUGGCCAUAUGCUUCGUCCUUUCACAGCAACCUUGACUUCAAAUUGACUUCUCGAGAUGCAUCGAGUAUUGUCCAACUGGUCGCCGCUCUCAUUCUCGUCUUCGUGAACCUCGCAUUUCCAAGAGGACCUACAAUCUAUCGCAACGGCCGUCCAGUCGAUUCCCAGAAAUCUGUCUCGUUCCUAAACCGAUACACCUUCUCCUGGGCGACUACAAUCCUUUCCAUCGCGGCGAAGAAUAAAAGACUCAACAUUGAUGACCUCCCACUCAUUGGAGACGAAGUUCGUGCAAAGACGCUCUCCGACUCCUUCUUUGCAGUCAGCUCAGCCUCAGCGCGAUGGAGGAGGUGGCUUACGCUCUACUGGCCAGAGAUUAUCUUUCAGGUGAUUUUGCAGCUCGUCGCCAAUGCUGCCAACUUCCUCCCUCACUUCCUCCUCCUUACCAUCCUUCGCCUCUUUGAGGACCGUGAUGCGGGAGCAAGCAACCAAUUGCAACUAUGGUUGGCUGCCCUGGGUCUUGGGCUAUCGAUGGUGGUCACCUCAUGGUCCAUAUCCUUGAGAGACUUUGUAGCUGAUAUGAAACUUUCUCUGCCGAUUAAUGAGCAGCUGCUCGCGGUCAUUUCCAAGAAAGCCAUGAGCUUGAAGGAUGUAGUGAUAUCCGCCGGCGAUAGCGAGGAUGAUGAUGAUGAUGCUGCCAGCGACAAUGACGACGAUGACGAUGCUCCACCCAGAACAAAACACUCUGUUCUCAAUCUCCUCGGAGUAGACGUGGAAAGAGUCUCCGAUUUCGUCGCCUACAGCCACCUGCUCCUCGACUGCAUACUUGAACUCGGUAUCGCGAUCAUCUUCCUAGUGUACCUGAUGGGAUGGAAACCCGUAGCCGCUGGUUGCGCUAUUCCUGUCCUUUUAAUACCUUUCUACUACCUUUUAACGAAACGGUACAGUGAACAGGAACAAGCCCUCAUGGACCGCCGGGACGACAAAUCUGCGACUCUGACAGUCUUGAUGCGCGGCGUGCGGCAGAUCAAGUUCAGCGCGCUCGAAACCCAAUGGUACGACAAGAUCCUAGGGUUGCGUGAAAAAGAGCUGCACAACCAGUACACCGUCUUCCAACUCGACGUCUACCUAACGGCCAUCUGGACGCUGGGUCCCCUGUGCAUGAGCUGUCUCUCCAUCGCGACACAUAUCUACCUGAAUGGCUCCAUUGCCGUCUCCGUUGCGUUUACAGCCUUGUCACUUUUUGAGAAUCUGCAAAGCGUCCUCAGCAUGUUUCCCGAAAUCUUUACGGAUCUGCUAGAUGCCAGGGUCAGCCUUCGGCGAAUCGAGGGCUUCCUGGAUCUGGCAGAGCAUGAGGACAAGAGAGUACUCGGUGACGCUAUCUCCUUUCGUGACGUAACCAUUGCAUGGCCGUCAGCUGCUUCAGAAGACGCAACAGGGCAGUUCCAGCUGCAGGGCCUCAACCUUGACUUUCCUCCGCAGGAGCUCACAAUUAUUUCCGGACGGAGCGGUGCGGGCAAAUCACUACUCCUUCAAGCACUCAUCGGCGAAGCAGACAUCGUAAAGGGGACUGCGAUCGUCCCUCACGCAUCGGCCGCCAACCGGCCAGUCGACGAGGAAAACUGGAUAGUGGAUGGUCUGGUCGCAUAUGUUUCGCAGGACCCGUGGAUCGAGAACGCAACGAUCCGUGAUGCCGUCCUGUUCGGACUGCCGUUCGACGCAGAGCGCUAUGAAAAGGUCAUUCAUGCGUGCGCGCUCGCGCAUGAUCUUCAGUCGUUUCCUGACGGCGAUAGUACGGAUAUCGGCGCUAAUGGGAUUAAUCUGAGCGGGGGGCAGAAGUGGCGCCUGGCGUUGGCGAGGGCGCUCUACAGCCGCGCUAGUAUUCUCGUCUUGGAUGAUAUCUUUAGUGCGGUUGAUUCCAAUGUUAGUCGGCGUCUGUAUGACAAUGCUUUGACUGGCGCUCUUGCGAAAGGGAGAACAAGAAUCCUGGCCACGCACCAUGUUCGAUUGUGUCUCGGAGGGGCUGCGUACCUGGUGAGGCUGGAGAACGGCAGCGUUGUGCAAGCAGGGCAUCCAUCUAGUCUCGUCCAAGACGAAACUUUCGAGCAAAAACUUGACGAUGGCACGUCAGACACGUCGCUAGGUAGCAAACCUACCCCACUGAAGUCUGGCCAGCGAAUAAACGCAACUCCGACGGAGUCAGAUGCCCAGCCCAAAAAGUACUACGAGGAGGAGAAGCGAGAGCGUGGCGUGGUCAGAGCAGAGGUGUACAAGGCUUAUAUGAAAGCCUCCGGGGGCUACCCUCGCUGGAUUCUCGUUAUCGUUCUUUGCCUCUUGACUCUGGUACUGAACCUGGCAGCUCCUUACUGGGUCUCCGUUUGGACCAGAGCAUACAAUGACAGUUCUCCACGAUCGGUUCUCACACAGUCUGGCGAUCAUCCAGAUUUCAGGACUGGUGGACUGCAUUUGGACCAUCGCCUUGUCUACUAUAGCUCGAUUUACUUCGCCUUGGCAUUUGCAUCCUGGAUCCUGGACAUCAUGCGUAUCCAGAUCAUCCUCCGCGGCUCCAUUAAAGCUUCCAAGGUGAUGUUCGAACAGUUCGCCCAGACCAUCCUCAGGGCGCCUCUCCGUUUUCUCGAUAUAACGCCGGUUGGCCAGAUCUUGAACCGGUUCACAUCGGAUUUCGGCACCUUCGACUCCGAUCUUGCUCUGGAUCUCUCGUACCUCCUGCAUAGCGGCAUCAUGAUCCUCGGCGUCAUUUUCGCAGCUUCGGUCACUUCUCCUCUUAUCGUCGGACUUGGCCUGCUGACUCUGCUGGCGUCAUGGGCAGUCGCUUUCUUCUAUGUAACCGGUGCCCGCGAGGCAAAACGACUAGAAAGUACCGCUCGAUCGCCCAUCUUCGAGCUCGUCGGGUCUCUUCUGACUGGGUUACCUACCAUCCGCGCAUUCGGACGAGAAAAGGCCUACCUGAAGCGAAUGUACGAUCUGAUCGAUAUGCACUGCCAGGCCCUCUGGCACAAACGGUUAUUCUCCUGCUGGAUGUCGUUCUGGAUGAGCAUGGUCGGCGCAAUUUUCGUCGCCUCCGUGACAAUCACCUUUGUCACCAUCCGCACCCUCGACGCCCCCCUCGCCGGAUUCGCCCUCAGCUUCGCCCUCGAACUCUCCGACCACAUCUCCUGGCUCCUCUCGCAGUACGCCAAACUCGAGCUCGACGCCAACGCAGCCGAGCGAAUAGUGGAGUACACGCAGCUCGACCAGGAACCCCAAGCCGGCAUCCCCGUGCCAGUAUACUGGCCCAGCAACGGCGAGAUAGAGGUUACCGAUCUCUGCGUGACCUACGGGCCAGACCUCCCACCUGUCCUGCAGGACCUCACCUUCACCCUGCGCCCCGGCGAGCGAGUCGGGAUCGUGGGCCGGACGGGAGCGGGAAAAUCCUCGCUCGCGCUGGCGCUGCUUCGCUGCCUGGACGCGCGGUCCGGGUCCAUCCACAUCGACGGGAUCGAUAUCGCGCAGGUGCGGCUACACGACCUCCGCUCGCGGGUGGGCAUCAUUCCGCAGGACCCGGUUGUGUUUGCCGGCACGGUGCGCGAGGUCCUGGAUCCGUUUGGCCAGCAUGAUGAUAGCGAGUUGCUGGACGCUCUAACUGAAGUUGGGCUGCUUUCGGCUGACUGCGAUGCUCCGGGACCAUUCUCUCUUGAUGCGACUAUCAUAGAAGGAGGACGGAACCUCUCACAGGGCCAAAAGCAGUUGCUGUGUCUUGCGCGUGCGCUGGUCUCGCGGCCGAAGAUCCUGAUCAUGGAUGAGGCCACGGCGUCGAUCGACAUGGAGUCGGAUAUUCGAAUUCAGCGCACGCUGCGGCAGGUGGUUCGUGGGUGUACGUUGAUGGUUAUUGCGCAUAGGCUCUCGACAAUUGCGGAUUUUGAUAGGAUUAUUAUGGGGCGGCCAGGGGAGCUGAUGACGAUUGAGAACGGUGUUUUCCGGGGUUGGUGGAGGAGAGUGGGCAUGAUACAUGGCAAUACUAUAGAUAUAGAUUGA
This is a messenger RNA of Aspergillus novofumigatus IBT 16806, 4401 nucleotides long. RefSeq names its product putative ABC transporter. Bases 1 to 4401 code for a protein of 1466 amino acids. The record is from RefSeq and is a predicted model, not a curated record. Gene Ontology annotation, cellular component: membrane. Gene Ontology annotation, biological process: transmembrane transport. The transcript is spliced from 6 exons. Gene Ontology annotation, molecular function: ATP hydrolysis activity; ABC-type transporter activity; ATP binding. NCBI's taxonomy places the organism in Eukaryota, Fungi, Ascomycota, Eurotiomycetes, Eurotiales, Aspergillaceae.